AUGUUAAGUAGGCAGGAGGACGAUGAACAAAAGAGACAGCAACAAGAGCUUGAAGAGGGCGGUAAGGAAUUAUUGCAGCAGCUCGCUGAAUUUGACAGAUGGCGGCAAGCCUGUAAAGAAGAAGAAGAAAAUGAACGUAACAGAGAAAGUCAGAAGGUAGUGAAAGAAUCAAAGCGAUCUAUGAGGUUGGGUGAAAAGGUGAAAGGUGUUGGUGUUGGGCCAGAUAUUGGAGGUCGAAAGUCUUCUACAAAGAAAUCAAGUGGGAAACGCGUUGGAUUUGAGCCAUACUUGGAAGGGGAGAGCCCAAAUAUGAAGACAAAAACAGACAGAAAAGCUGAUGUUGGGUCAAGCAAGUCAUCUGAAAAGUCAGCAUUGAAGAGGAAGAGAGAAUAG
Molecule: messenger RNA, 393 nt
Organism: Glarea lozoyensis ATCC 20868
Lineage: Eukaryota; Fungi; Ascomycota; Leotiomycetes; Helotiales; Helotiaceae
Exons: 1
Coding region: 1-393 (130 amino acids)
Source: RefSeq, a predicted model, not a curated record